AUGGGGGGCAAGUCUGCUACCAAGACCGCUUACUUCGAGAAGCUCAAGCAGCUUCUCGAUGAGUACCGCACCGUCUUCAUUGUCGGUGUCGACAAUGUCAGCUCUCAGCAGAUGCACGAGAUCCGUAUCUCCCUCCGUGGAGAGGGUGUUGUCCUGAUGGGAAAGAACACCAUGGUUCGUCGUGCUCUCAAGGGCUUCGUCGCCGAGAACCCCGAGUUCGAGCGUCUCCUGCCUCACGUUAGGGGCAACGUUGGUUUCAUCUUCACCAACGCCGACCUUAAGGCCAUCAAGGAGAAGAUCCUGGCCAACCGUGUCGCUGCUCCCGCUCGUGCCGGUGCCAUCGCUCCCGGUGACGUCUGGAUCCCCGGUGGUAACACCGGUAUGGAACCCGGUAAGACCGCGUUCUUCCAGGCUCUUGGUGUCCCCACCAAGAUUGCCCGUGGUACCAUCGAAAUUGUCUCCGACCUCAAGCUCGUUGAGGCCGGCAACAAGGUCGGUGCCUCCGAGGCUACCCUCCUUAACCUGCUGAACAUCUCCCCCUUCACCUACGGUAUGACCAUUCAGCAGGUCUACGACAACGGCCAGUGCUUCGGUGCCGAUGUCCUCGACAUCACUGAUGAGCAGCUCCUGAAGACCUUCACCCAGGCCAUUCAGACCAUCACUGCCAUCUCCCUGGCUGCCAACUACCCCACCAUCCCUGCCACCAUGCACUCUCUCAUCAACGGCUACAAGAAGGUCCUCGCUGUCGCCGUCGAGACCGCCUACAGCUGGCCCGAGAUUGAUGAGCUCAAGGACCGCAUCGCUAACCCCGAUGCUUACGCCUCUGCUGCUCCCGCUGCCGCUGCCGCUGCCACCUCCGGUGGUGACGCCCCCGCUGCCGCCGCUCCCGCUGAGGAUGAGGAGGAGUCCGAUGAGGACAUGGGCUUCGGUCUCUUCGACUAA
Messenger RNA from Penicillium arizonense, 942 nucleotides. Its product is annotated as 60S ribosomal protein uL10. The transcript is spliced from 3 exons. The record is from RefSeq and is a predicted model, not a curated record. Gene Ontology annotation, molecular function: large ribosomal subunit rRNA binding; structural constituent of ribosome. NCBI's taxonomy places the organism in Eukaryota, Fungi, Ascomycota, Eurotiomycetes, Eurotiales, Aspergillaceae. Gene Ontology annotation, cellular component: ribosome; cytosolic large ribosomal subunit. Gene Ontology annotation, biological process: ribosomal large subunit assembly; ribosome biogenesis; cytoplasmic translation. Bases 1 to 942 code for a protein of 313 amino acids.